This is a messenger RNA of Purpureocillium takamizusanense, 633 nucleotides long. RefSeq lists its product as uncharacterized. The record is from RefSeq and is a predicted model, not a curated record. Bases 1 to 633 code for a protein of 210 amino acids. The transcript has a single exon. Lineage: Eukaryota; Fungi; Ascomycota; Sordariomycetes; Hypocreales; Ophiocordycipitaceae.
AUGAGUGAAAAGCUGCUGCCUCCGGAGUCAACCUGGCCCACCGAGAAGCUAGAAGGUCUGGACAACUUCCAGUCCUGGCAGAUCAAGAUUGAACUGUGCCUCAGAUGUUUGCAUCUCGAAAGCCAUCUCACGGAGGAGCCGCCCACUCCAAGGUCCAAAGACUGGCAGACGGACGACAUGAGAGUCAUCAAUUUGCUAUAUCACGCCAUCAGCAGCAGGAUUGUCACGAGGAUCUGCCAGGAAGGCUGGUCCAUGGGACAGUCGACCGCCAAGCAGACCUUUGAGCUCAUCAAGGUCGUCAUGGGGCUGAUACCUGAGGAGUUACUGCACGAAGCAGUGGUCCAGUUCUUCUGUCUGGAUAUUCGGGAGUUCGGCACGAUCCGGUCAUAUCUAGACAAGCUGUGCUGGUGUUGGAAUCGGAUGACCACCCUGGACGAGAACCUCGACGAAAAGCUGUUUGUGAUAGCCGCAACCCAGGGUUUCCGCCAGGCCAAGCCGGAAUGGUUCAACAUGUGGUCUCUCGGUUCAUCCAAGCGUGAAGCGCCGACUGAAUCCGCGGUCUGCGCCUUUCUUCGUCAACAUGCUCGGCUUGAGGAAGCCCGCGAGGGCUCAACAGCCUCAGCCUUCGAUUAG